Halteromyces radiatus is the source of this 1669-nucleotide messenger RNA. RefSeq lists its product as uncharacterized. The transcript has 5 exons. Bases 182 to 1207 code for a protein of 341 amino acids. Lineage: Eukaryota; Fungi; Mucoromycota; Mucoromycetes; Mucorales; Cunninghamellaceae. The record is from RefSeq and is a predicted model, not a curated record.
AUUCACUCUUUGAACACUCAACAAUACUUGUUAUCAUUUUUGUAUUGGCCAAUAAUACAAAAAAAAAAACCAUCUAAGAUUUGAUCAACAACCUGUCAUCUACAAAAACGUUUUAUCCUUCACUUUUUAGUGUUAAUCUGAUACAUCCUCAUUUAUUUAUUGUAUCUAUCCUUGUUUAUUCAUGUCCAUUACUAUAGAAUCUUUUGGGGCAAACGGCACUACGAUGCAACUCGAUACCGAUCACAGUUCAUCCUGGCUGGCAAAUAUAUUCCAACCCUAUGUUAUGCCUUUUACUGGUGAUGGCAAUGAUGAACUUGUAGACGAUCAUCUUGAUUGGCGUUUCCUUGGAGUUUGUAGUUUGAAAUCCAAAACUUAUGGUCUUAUGGACGUAGCUUUCUUUCAAAUAUCAAGUAAUAGUGAAGAUAAGACACGGAUGGGGACAAUGAUUGUGGAUGAUUCCUUUACACCAACACCGUCAACAACAAACCCACUGAUAUCUUGUAUAGCAACAGGAGAUACCACUUCUAGUUCACCCAACAAUAGUGAUACAACCGAAUCCAAUCAUUCUGAUGAAUAUCCAAGAAGCAACAAUUGUAAACGCAUUAUUGUCAUGUCAUCCGACACUCAAGCUAUCAAGUUCUCCAGUCAUCAAGCAUAUUAUAUAUUCCCUUCUGAUGCUAUUGUUGAAACAGUGAAUGAUAGUGCACCUUAUGAAGUAUUUUGUUCAUUCCAUGUCAUGGUCCCUAAUCAACAACGACAACUCGGAUAUGUCAUCGAUCCUUCUGACCAUGUCAGCAAUAACAUGUCGCCUUUGGAUAACCAACGGUGUUACACAAACAGCCCGUCAUCAUCUUUAUUAUUGGAAACAAUGCCUGAUAUUAAAAUGGAACAAACUACUAGCUCGGUUACAAUAGAUGGUUCUUUGAUCAUUCAUUUAUCGAUAUCUGGCCUAUCAAAAGAACUCUAUUCAAAUAUCAAAGAAACAGUUGCUGGCUUUGAAACAACCUAUGGAAAAAUGAUACAAUUGAUGAAACUUCAUACAGAGGGUGUUUCUCAUCGUCAAGCUGAACUACAGAUAUUGGAUGGAAAUCAUGCAUCUCGAACAAAGAAAGUAACCUCGGACUUGAAAACAACGAAAAAUAAACGAAAAGGUAAACUGAUUUCCUCUUGGAUAAACGAAUUCACCAAUUUUUUUUUCUUUAUCUAGGAUCACAAUCGCAAAGGCAAACAUCUCCUCGAGCUACUACCUCCAGUAUCACCAACAUUACUACUGCUACUACUCCCAUUGAUUCUACUUUAUCCAACAAAGUUAAACUUGCCAAUGGGAAUAUGGACACUAUGAAUCCUCCUUCGAUUUCACCAAAACAAGCUUCCAUCUCUUCUCCUUCGUCUUCUCGUACUUCAACUCUGACAACUUUAACAAACUCCACAACAGCAUCAGUGACAACAACAUCAUCAUCCACUACUCAUCGCAAUAAUACAUCCAAUGGAAAUGGAAGGAAGUGCUCAUACUGUGGAUCAAAAACAACCCCUAUGUGGCGCCGUGGCCCCGAAGGUGCUGGUACACUUUGCAACGCCUGUGGUGUCAAAUGGAAACAUGGGAAAAUAUUGUGUGGAAAAACUUCUUCGUCAGCGUCUGGGCCAACAUCAGCUCCAGCAUCAAUGAAAU